Molecule: messenger RNA, 1407 nt
Organism: Solanum tuberosum (potato)
Lineage: Eukaryota; Viridiplantae; Streptophyta; Magnoliopsida; Solanales; Solanaceae
Exons: 3
Coding region: 1-1407 (468 amino acids)
Source: RefSeq, a predicted model, not a curated record
AUGAAUAAUCAAGGAGUGCCCGCUAAUCCUAUAGGAGGAGAGUUAGGUGAUGGUGUUGGGUUGCAGCCUCCGAGGGUUGGUGACGAGAAUAAUCAAAUUCAAGCUGAGAAUCUAUUGAGAGAUGCAGUGAGGAUGCUUACGGCGAGGGGCUUGUUUGCGGGUUUGGCAUCAGAAGAUCCACAUGCGCACGUAACCAAUCUAAGGAGUGUUUUCAAAAGUUGUGUGGGCCGACCGGAUUUGGACAUGGAUGUCAUUGGAUUGCGAGUAUUCCCUAUAUCAUUGACCGGCGAUGCUGCUGUGUGGUUUAAUGAGCUUCCUUAUAACUCAAUCUAUACAUGGGAACAAUUGACUGACGCGUUCCUAGCAAGAUUAUUUCCAGUGUCCAAAAAGAUGAACCACACAGAUAAACUCAACAAUUUUGUAGCACUACCUGGAGAGUCCAUUGCGGAGAAAUUGGAGAACAUCUCUCGAAACAAUAAAGCUUGGAGCACUAGAAAGUCGGUUACUGAGAGAAACACGUUUGCCAUUCAAACUACAAACAACCAGUCUGCAGAUGAGAUUCGUGAGGAGAUGGCUCAGAUGAGGACUGAACUAGGGUUGGUUUUGAAGCAUGUGAGCGGAGGUGUGGAGAAGGUAAAUGUUGUGAAUUAUUUGACUAGGAAUCCAACACUGGUUGAGGAGUGUUACUAUGAAGAAGAUACUUAUGUGGUGAAUGAUCAGACGGGGAGUUUUCUACCAAACGCCCAAGGUUUCAAUACGGAUAAUUGGCGCCAAGGUCAAGGAAACCAAGGUUGGAACUAUGGCAACUACAACCGAGAAGGUCAAUAUGUCUGGGAUGGAAACUACAAUCGCGACAACAACUAUAACCGAAACAACUAUGGUAAUAGGAAUGAGAGAGUUGGACCCUACGUCCCUCCUGGGAAUAGGGAAUCUGGCAAUAGGGAAGCUGGGGAUAGUAUGUCGCGCGUUGAGGAGAUGAUCGAAAAGAUGUUGAAGAAGUUUGACACUACUGAUCAGAAUGUGAAAGAUUUGUGCACUAAGUUAUCCAAAAUUGGCCAGAAAGUUGAUGCCCAUGCAGUGUCGAUAAAGCAACUUGAGCAGCAGUUUAGUCAGUUGUCUGCUAUUGUGAAUACACGCCAAUCAGGAACGCUUCCCAGUAACACCAUCCAGAGUCCAAAGAAUGAUAGGCAUUGUAUGGCAAUCAUGACUCGCGGAGGAAAGCAGACUAUUGACCUCCCCAUGCUAUCCGAUGUAGAAAAAGUGGUAGAAACAGAUGGUGAUGAGAUUGAGGUUACCGAAGAGACUAAAAAUGCCACAGAGAAGGAAGCAGAGAUAGCCCAAAAGGUUGUUCCCAUGCCUAGACCUCCACCUCCUUUACCACAGAGGUUAGUGCAGAAAUUUGAAUAA